AUGCUCAGGACCGCAGGAAGAGUCCGGUCGCUGCACCUUGGCAAUGUUUUCAAGCAGUCGGAGCAAUCGUACACGUUGAGCAAGAAGUUCGACCACCCACAAUCGCUUGUGUACCAGCUGAUCUCGGAGGUGGACAAGUACCACGAGUUCAUUCCAUACUGUACAGACUCGUUCGUGCGAGCGCGAGACGAGAACUCGCAGCCAACCACGGCGGGACUGCGUGUGGGGUUCCGUGAGUUCGAGGAGGAGUUCACGUGUGAUCUGCAGUGUAAGAAACCCGAGCUGGUCGUGGCAAAGUCCAUCACCCACUCUCUGUUCAAGUCCUUGCUCACCGAGUGGACCGUGCACAGCCUUGGGAACGAACAUUGCAAGGCUGUGCUACGGUUGGAGUACGAGUUCAAGAACGAGCUUUACAACCAGAUGAGCUCGUUCUUUGCCACCAAGGUGGCCAAUCUGAUGUUCCGUGCGUUUGAAAAACGCGCGUACGAGUUAGCGCAUUCUAGCUCAGAAAAUAAAUAG
Messenger RNA from Ogataea philodendri, 519 nucleotides. RefSeq lists its product as uncharacterized. Bases 1 to 519 code for a protein of 172 amino acids. Lineage: Eukaryota; Fungi; Ascomycota; Pichiomycetes; Pichiales; Pichiaceae. The transcript has a single exon. Gene Ontology annotation, biological process: ubiquinone biosynthetic process; cellular respiration. Gene Ontology annotation, cellular component: mitochondrion. The record is from RefSeq and is a predicted model, not a curated record. Gene Ontology annotation, molecular function: ubiquinone binding.